Messenger RNA from Oncorhynchus nerka (sockeye salmon), 1597 nucleotides. It is a transcript of the gene lxn, whose product is annotated as latexin. The record is from RefSeq and is a predicted model, not a curated record. NCBI's taxonomy places the organism in Eukaryota, Metazoa, Chordata, Actinopteri, Salmoniformes, Salmonidae. Bases 360 to 1052 code for a protein of 230 amino acids. Gene Ontology annotation, molecular function: metalloendopeptidase inhibitor activity. The transcript has 7 exons.
GUCAAACCUGCAGAGACAAGCAUAUCGUCAAAAUCAGUCAUUCAUUCAGAGGAUUUUCAUUAAAGCAUUGCUAGGUAAAUAACUGCUAUAGUUGCCCAAACAAUCAAUACUUACAAACAAAGUAGCUGUAUGGUCAUUUGCCAUGCUUUUAUGUUACAGUAGAGGGGGGAAAUGUGUGGCCUGUCUCUUUAAAAAGGGGCGGUCCUAACUGAAUUCCUGGCUUGGGAGGAAGCAGGAAGUUUCUACCCCUGCGUGUGGCUGCUCUUCCAGCGGUCUGAGUGUCUGCCAGCAACAGCCUCUCAACAGGCAGGGAGUCUCGGACUUUCCAGGCACAGGUGAGGGAGGUGGUGGAGGAAGUGAUGAUGACUGGCGUGCUGAACCCAAGUCACUACCCUGCCCGCCGGGCAGCCACGGUGGUCCAACACUACCUGAACACCCGCUACGGCUCACCCUACAGGUGGAUAUUUCUCAGCAAAGUACACAGGGGCAGCGCAGAGGAUGUGGCAGAGAUGAGGAAGUAUCAACUGGAGCUUACCAUGCAGGAAAUUAUCAGUAACGUUUCGGGGCAGUGCUCUGCAGAGCUCCUCUUUCCAGGAGGAGAGGGGCAGAGUGCUCCCCAGGUCCAGGCCUCAUGUGAGGAACUGCUUCAAAGCAACACCACGGCUCAGGAAGAGGCCUUCUACCAGCAACACAGAGCCAGCAAUAACAUGGUGUCAGGAAACGAUAUACCAGACAGCUACGGUCACAUGGAGCCCAACAUGAAGCCCUUCUGGCACCUUGGGGGUGUGGCCUCCAGUUUCAUCAUGCUGAGGGAGUCCAAUGAGAGCACGCUUUACAACAUGGCCCAGGUGGCCAACUUCACACAGCUGGAGACCGAGGACGACCAGCUGAGGGUUAACUACCAUGUCCUGCUGCAUGAAAUGAUUUCCCAGGAGAUCAUCCACUGGAAGCUGCUAGUCACCUGGUCCCCAGAACAGGGAGUUCAAGUCCUGCAGACUGAGCUGCAGCCAAAGUGCCACAACUGCGAGGCUCCUCCAAACACCACCAACUGAGAUACACGGCAAAAAUACUCCUCAACCUUACUCAAAGUGCUGCAAAGAAAAGUAUAGCACAUCUUUCUUAGGACUUGAACAAGCCACUUUCUACCUGCUUUGAAAAGCUGAGCUUUACACAUUACACUCGUCUUAGCUUUAGUAAUAAUGUUUCCCUUCGCCACUACUGCGUCAGAGGAGAGGAUAGGGCACACGCCAAUGGCCUUACUGCAGCUAUGCGAAUGCACUGCUUUUACGGCGUCGGCUUGUAAGACGCUUGGUAAAAUAUAACACGUUUGUAAAAGCGUUUUCUGUUAAUAUACUCUUGAUGAAGUAAAGGGGUCUAAUAAAUCCAGGGUCGGCCCUCCGGCGCCCCUGAUUGGCUACUACACCGCCCUCCGACACCCCGGCCAUCAGUUCAUAGCGUUGACGCAGUUCUCACCCCCACUCCAUUCCCGCUUCUCCCGAAGUUCACUCCCACUUUCCUUGGUAGCUAUGGUGAUGUGUGUGUUUAUACGGGAUUAUCCAAUUGUGAAACAUUAAUAAAAAAUAAUCUGCCAAAUAAA